Messenger RNA from Anopheles gambiae (African malaria mosquito), 1755 nucleotides. RefSeq lists its product as uncharacterized. Lineage: Eukaryota; Metazoa; Arthropoda; Insecta; Diptera; Culicidae. Gene Ontology annotation, cellular component: lysosomal membrane. Bases 134 to 814 code for a protein of 226 amino acids. The transcript is spliced from 3 exons. The record is from RefSeq and is a predicted model, not a curated record.
AGACGCUUCUUCUUCUUCUUCCCGUUUUCGGUCGCAGUUGUUCGUGAGAUUACAAAUGAAAACAAUAUUCUGCUGGGUAGGCGUAAAUUAAGUGAAAAAUUCUUGCUUAUGUAGCACCCGAAACUGCGCCACAAUGAAUCACACACUGUUGUACAGUAUUACGCUAGUGAUAGUAUUCCAUGUAGCCACUACACAGAGCCAAUCGUACGAAGAUAAACGGUGCAAAUGCAUCUGCCCGAGCUUCAAGACGGCGGACAACACCACGCAGGAGGGAACCGACCGGAUGCUCAUAAUCGAUAAUGUCCCACCGAACAAGUGCAACUGCGACGGUGUCAUCCUGCCCCGGCUGGUGGGCAAAAUCAAGGGCAAGGGGCAGGAGAUCUGUCCGCGGUGCGAUUGCAAGUACGAGAAUCGCAACACGACCAUCAUCAAGGUGGUGGUCAUCAUUGUGAUAUGGAUCAUUUCGCUGCUCGUUAUCUACAUGCUGUUCCUGAUGUGUUUGGAUCCACUGCUGAACAAGCGCGUGAAAGCGAACUACCAGGAGCACACGAACGAAGAUGUGAUUAUCGCCAGUGAUAGUAUCAGCGGGUCGCCGGCGGGCGGCACCACUGCUAGCAUUAAUAGUGGGGCGUCGUCGCGCCUGUUUCGCGACACGUAUAGAAAUAAGUACAGCGGAAGCUUCGUAACAACGACGAUUGCGGCCCGUUCGGGCGACAGCGACGAGGGUAGCGAGAGUGAGGUGGACUUUUUGGCCCCGCACCAUCGCACCCAAGCAUACGGCGAUCGUGAGCGGGUCCGCUUGAUAAGUGAUUGAGGGGCCUUCUUGUGAAGGCCCCGACAGCAGCGGACGGCGACGACUAUCGUCGUUGUUACGAAAUGUUCCUACCACCAGACAGACAUGGACGCAGACAUUCCCCGACUCACUACACACACACACACACACACACACACACACCAGUCUGGACUGCCAUUUAUUCCACUUUCCGAUGCCCGGAAUAAAAACAAAGCGUAUCUGUUUCAUUUUAUAAUUUCGUACCCGUUUAUAAUUUCAUACCGUUUUUGUGUUAAAUUUUGGGCUUUUACACUAACUCCCAUUAUUAGAGCUCAUACCCCCUCGUCUGCUGUUACUAACACAAACUGUGAAGGGAGAAUCGGUGGGAUUUGUGUGUUUGGUUUCGUUUGUCUUGUUUUUGUCUUCCACCCCAACCAAUAAUCGUGUCUUAAACUGAUGACGAAUUAUCUCUCUCUACUUUCUUGCAGGACGACACCGCCGUCACCGUGGGCAAUGGGCAGGAUAUGCACGUGCGGGAGAAUAACGUGCUGAACCGGGUCGGCCACCAGCAGGACAAGUGGAAGCGACAGGUACGGGAGCAGCGACGCAACAUCUACGACCGGCACACGAUGCUGAACUGAGAAAAAUCACGGUCAGUGACGACGAGCCAAAACGAGUAAACUCAUCCAUCACAACACGCCGAAUGUGCAAUGUUUUGUAUUUCCGAUGAUCUGCAAAAGCUUUAGGAAGACGGGCAGCGGUUAUUCCAUGUUUUUUACCCCAAAAGCAUUGUGUCCGGACAAGCUUAUUACUGGAAGAUGAUGAACUAAAAGCUACUUUUGUUUUUUUUUGGUAAUUUAUGUAUUGUUGUGUUGAGUCGCUAACCCGUAUCCCGAAUGUAAUAACUGUGGCCGGAGAACGUGCGAUAUGAGUGCGGGUCCGGUCGGUUGAAGAAUAAACCUAAUUAGACUUUAUAGAUUGUA